AUGUUGUUUACUACUGAGAUCAAAGAGAGAGAUUAUAAGGGUCAAGGAACUGAUAAAAACAGUGGAGAUUUUAUCAUGUCAUUCAACCCGAUCCAAAGGAUGGAAAGUGGUGUGAUGAACAACGAAACACUUUUCAUAUUAAUACUUUCAUUCACGACGGUCUUGUUGGGGUUCAUAGUCAUCGUCAUGUUAAUAUAUAUCAAUUAUAUCCAACGGAAGAUGCCGAGUAGUGUACCAGGAACGCCACAAAAGGCUGUUCCGAAGGAUAUGAAUUAUAUUGGGGAACAGUUUUCGUGUAGUAAAAAGGUGUUAGGGCAUGGGAGUUUGGGGACUGUUGUGUUUGAAGGGACUGCAUUGAAACGAAAGGUGGCGGUGAAGCGAAUGGUGAAGGAAUUUUUUGGGCUUGCGGAGAACGAGAUCAAAAUUAUUAAUAUGACGGACGAACGACCCCAUUUGGUGAGAUACUACGGAAGCUUCUCCGAUGACAAUUUUGUGUAUUUAGCGAUUACAUAUUGCCCUUAUACCUUAGAUGAUUACCUUGAAAGGUUAGAAAAAGAGGAAGUGGAUAUGGAGAAGAAGCGAGGGAAGAUGAUAUUAAAUGAGGAACGGAUACGACUAAUGAAAGAAUGUGCUAUUGGGAUCUAUCACUUACACAAACUCGGUAUAGUCCAUAGAGAUAUUAAACCAUUUAAUGUGUUAGUCGACGCGGAGAACGGCAUACGUAUCACCGACUUUGGACUGGCAAAGAAAUUGGACCCCCAGUCGUCGUCAUUCAGCAACUCGACAACGAAAGGAAGUGUCGGGUGGCAAGCGCCAGAAAUGCUCAACGAGACGAAACGGCUGUCGAAGGCCGUUGACAUCUUCACUUUGGGGUGUUUGUUCUAUUACAUUGGCUGUCGGAAACAUCCGUAUGGAGAGCCGUUAGUUCGACAGAACAACAUUUUAAAGGGAACGCCAGUGAAGAUGGAGAUUGAGAACAACAACGUCUAUAUGAGCGAGUUCAUUCAAUGUUUCCAUGCGAUGAAUUCAUAUGAGCCAAGUCAGCGAUUAACUAUUGAAAAGGUGCUUUCACAGCCCCUCUUUUGGAGCUUCAAGAAGCGUCUUGACUUCUUACAGAAAGCGUCUGAUUUAAUGAUCAUCGAUAAGAACGUUAUGGUGUCAAGAAGAUUGGACAACGCAGGAAUAGUGAUUCAUUGGGACAGAGACUUGUCUCCUCUGAUCAUCGAGAACAACACCAAAUUCAGAUACUACGACUUCAAUCGGACUAUCGACCUCUUAAGACUCAUACGAAAUCAAUCACACCAUUACUACACACUUCAACAAGACGAGAAAGACCUGUACAAAUCAUAUCCAGACGGGUUCUAUCAAUAUUACCAGUCGAAGUUUCCAUCGUUGUGUGUUGUGGUGUAUUCGACAGUACUCGAGUUCUACGCGGACAACCCCGUCUUCGCCGAUUUCUUCGAGCCCAACAUGUGA
Messenger RNA from Entamoeba invadens IP1, 1476 nucleotides. Its product is annotated as calcium/calmodulin-dependent protein kinase type, putative. NCBI's taxonomy places the organism in Eukaryota, Evosea, Mastigamoebida, Endamoebidae. Gene Ontology annotation, biological process: protein phosphorylation; mRNA processing; intrinsic apoptotic signaling pathway in response to endoplasmic reticulum stress. Gene Ontology annotation, cellular component: IRE1-TRAF2-ASK1 complex. Gene Ontology annotation, molecular function: ATP binding; protein serine/threonine kinase activity; RNA endonuclease activity. The coding region runs from base 1 to 1476 and encodes 491 amino acids. The record is from RefSeq and is a predicted model, not a curated record. The transcript has a single exon.